Molecule: messenger RNA, 1400 nt
Organism: Suillus discolor
Lineage: Eukaryota; Fungi; Basidiomycota; Agaricomycetes; Boletales; Suillaceae
Product: pheromone A receptor-domain-containing protein
Exons: 5
Coding region: 87-1304 (405 amino acids)
Biological process (GO): G protein-coupled receptor signaling pathway
Cellular component (GO): membrane
Molecular function (GO): mating-type a-factor pheromone receptor activity
Source: RefSeq, a predicted model, not a curated record
GUCCACUGUUCGCCUUAAGUGGAAAACCACAAUCUUAUAUAAAAGUAUGUCUCUACGCCAAAAAUUCACCUUGCAUCCCUCACAUCAUGUUCGUCCAAUUGCCAGCAACUGCUUUUGUCUGUGCCACCCUUGUACUUGUUCCCAUUCCAUGGCAUUGGCGCGCUGGUAACAUCUCAACCAUUGCCAUCAGUUUGUGGCUCUUCGUCGGCAACAUCAUCUACGGUAUAAAUGCUAUCAUCUGGGGAAAUACUGUUCAAAACAUUGCUCCUGUAUGGUGUGAUAUCACGACCAAGCUUGAAGUUGGCAGCACGGUAGCGCUACCUGCUGCCAUGUUCAGCCUUUGCAUGCAUCUUGAACGUGUGGCCGCCAUUCGAGACCUCAGCCUGACGCACUCUAAAAAGCGUUGUCGCCAGAUAGUGGAGUCUGCUUUAUGCUUCGGAGUUCCUCUCAUAUACAUGGCCUUGCACUACAUUGUCCAGGGACACAGAUUUGAUAUCGUCGAAGGUUUUGGUUGUCGUCCAACAAUCUAUGUGUCUAUUGCUUCUAUUUUCUUGAUUUGGGUUCCGCCAUUGGUUUUCUCUCUUGGCGCUGGCAUAUUCGCAGCAACCGCCUUCUCGCACUUCUGGAAACGUCGCGCAUUAUUUUCCAAGCAUCUCAAAAAUACUGGUUCAGCACUCACCCCUAGUCGCUAUUUUCGCCUUAUGAGUAUGGCAAUCGUCGAGAUGUUCUUUGGCUUGCUGGUGACUAUACUCAACAUGUGGUGGACCAUGCGACCAGGCCUUCGUCCUUGGAUUAGUUGGGAGAAUGUGCAUUCUAACUGGCUAGAAGUCGCUUAUUUCCCCCUUGCCAUCAUCCCUCCUUCGGAAUUAGCCUGGACAUUCGCUCUUUGGUUCACGAUACCGAUUGCGUCCGUUUUCUUCUUCCUUUUCUUUGCGUUCGGCCGAGACGCAGUAAAAGAGUACGGUGCUACUUUUAGAUGGAUUCGGCGUCAUGUCCUCCGGGUUCAAGAUCGACCAUCUCCAGGUCUCUACCCACUAAUUACGGUGGCGAGACCAAGUAACAUGCCUCAGUCCUCGAACAUCGAUUUGCGCAACAAGAAAAAGGAAACCCCCAUCGGAAUGCCUUAUUCCACGUCUCCCUGCCAUAUCGACCUAGCCAGAGGCAUUGGCCUCCCGCUCAAGUCGGACUGUACGCCGGCUCUCCCGUAUACCAGCCCUCCAGCAUCAAAUUAUUUCAAAUACCAAGAGCAAUAUUCUCGCGGAAGUGACCGUGAUGGUCGCCCUUCGGGUAUGCAUGCAGUAUAAGGACUUUGCAUUCAUUCAUUGGCUUUACUAUCAUUUAUAUAUCAGCCUUCUCUCCAUUCGUUCGAACCUCGUAUCUGACGAUACAAUCACUGUCCC